UCUGAUUCUCUUGUUCGACGUUUUCUUGCAGUACUCUGACUCUCCAGUUCCUUUGUGACUAUGGUCCAAAAACCUAUUUAUUAAUCAACUUACAAUCGAUUUUUUUCAAAAACUAUUUUUUUUUUCAUCCGUGCAAGAAGAAAUUUCAUUUGUUUUCGCCAGACAUGACGCUGAGUUCCCAGACGAUCACGAAAAUCUCCCGGGCGUUGAGCGGGCCCCUGAGGCACUGGCCCGGCAUGCCAAGAGACGGAGCAGGCUGGGUGCCGCUGGCGGACGUCCGGGCGCGAGUGAGAGGCUUGCGGGGCGUAAGCUUGCGGGAGGUGGAGGAGGUGGUAGCGAGGGACUCGAAGCAAAGGUAUGAGCUGUCUUUGUGCCGGACGAAGAUUCGAGCAGUGCAGGGCCAUUCAGAUUUGGGCGUGGAAAUCGUGCACGAAAGAAUCACAAAAGCGGAGAAGCUGAAGUGCGACAUUUUACACGGAACCAGCAGAGCCUCCUGGGAGAAGAUCAAGACAAGUGGAAGACUCGAUCGCAUGUCGCGGAAACACGUGCAUCUGGCAGCCGGCUGGGAAGCAGUGUCCGGGAUGCGGAAGGGAUCUGAGGUCGUUCUCCAGAUCGACGUAAAAAAGUCCAUGGAGAAGUACGGCCUGCAAUUCUGGAAGUCGAAAAAUGCGGUGAUCCUCACCGGUGGACCGAUUCCGCUAGACUGUGUGCGAUGCAUCCGGGGUGAAGAGGAAGCAACGGGUUUCAGUGAAGUAGACCACAAAGUCGAAAACCACUGGAAGGAAGAGGAAGAGGAUCUGAGCGCCACUGCGUCGACAAGUAGCACCAGCAAGUUCGAACAAGGCAUGUUCUCAAGUACCAGAAUGGUGGAGGCCAAAACUGAUGCGAGUGACAAGAACGUCGAUAGCAAGAGCACCAUUGCGUCGACAGAUGACGAGGCCGUCGAAGGGACAGGAAAUAGAACCCACCAGACUCAGAAUUUUACACAAAGCGGUUAUUACCAGUCCCCUGUCGUGUACCACAGUAACGGUUUCAAUUACACCUACUACUACCACAAUCACUUUGCCUACCAUCAGCAAAAUAUCCGAAGCAACCAGCUAGUGAUGCCGACUGCUGUGGCCUAUGCAGAAAAGCUGGCGGAGAGAGAACAAGCGGCAAGGGAAACAGAGGAGCGGCGGCGGAGGCAUCAAUCAGCCGAAUUACAGCGCGACAACAUCCUGCGCAAGUUACAAAACUUCCAAAAUCAAAAGAACUCAUUCCAAUUUCAGUAAAACCAUGUAAAGUUCUGAUCAGUUGUCACAUGCAGUUUCAGUUUCGCAAUUGUACACUUUGAGUUCAUCCAAGAAAAUUUCAAGCUGCAGUAAAUGUACAGGUUUACAUGAACUACGACUAUUCGUGCUUUCCUAUUUUUCAAGUUACCCAAGUUGCCAAGUAGUUUCAAGUUACCCAGUAUAUCAGUUUAGCACGCCACCCAGUACAAGUACAUUAGAGCUUGACGCUCCCCCCAAUGUGAGUUCGAUUUUUGCCAGUAUGAAGGGGAUUCACAAUGUGACCCAUUUUGAUUUUAU
Molecule: messenger RNA, 1568 nt
Organism: Amoebophrya sp. A120
Lineage: Eukaryota; Dinophyceae; Syndiniales; Amoebophryaceae
Source: the annotation of a GenBank genome assembly